Cryptosporidium ubiquitum is the source of this 927-nucleotide messenger RNA. RefSeq lists its product as uncharacterized. NCBI's taxonomy places the organism in Eukaryota, Apicomplexa, Conoidasida, Eucoccidiorida, Cryptosporidiidae. The transcript has 3 exons. Bases 1 to 927 code for a protein of 308 amino acids. The record is from RefSeq and is a predicted model, not a curated record.
AUGAGGAUUUUCUUUUUGGUACAUUUAAUAUCAAUAGCAGGUUUGAGUCAAUAUGUUCAUGGAAGACUAACCCGUUCAACAACAGAUUUUGGUUUAUUGGAACCACAAUUUUUACCUGGAACAAUUACAACUUUAAUACAAACUGCAAGAAAAAUAAUCGGUGCAAAUGUAGAGCCAAUGUCGGUAAUUGGAGAAGGUAAUUCGCAAACAAAAGAACAAGAUUCUGAAAAGCUUUAUAAUGAAGCAGUUUCAUCAGCUGUUUCAGUUUACCAAAAAGCAAUGAAUGAUGCUACGAAUAACAGAUUAAAGCAGAGAGAUGUUGUAAGUAGCAUGCCAGUUGUUAAUACACCAAGGGAUCCGGCUUGUUCAGUAAUGAUUACAGGUGAAUUAGCUUUGGCUUUGGAUCCAAAAAAUCUUUUUGAUGUUGAUUUACUUGGAGUCAAAAUUACCAAAAACGAUUUAAUGUUUAUGACAGAUUUAAAGAAUCCUGAGAGUCUUGUUAGAAGUUUCUCCCUUAAUAAGAUUGAGGUUCCUUUGGAAUCUGUUCAAAACAGCAGAAAGUGUUUUAGAAUGUACUUUGAUGGAUCACCAGUAGUAAUGUGUGCAAAGUCUGAUGAAGAAAGAAAUGAAAUGAUGAAUAAAUUGACAGAAGCUAUUUUCUGCAAAAAUAGCGGAAUUACAUUCUCAAAAGUUGCUGGUAAUAUUGAAAAUACUGGAUUAUCAGACUCUUCAUUGGGAGUGCCUGCACUUACAACAAAAGAUUUAAGAUGGAUUGAACAAAUUGCAAAGAGACAAAUUCAAAUGGCAGGAAAUGUACAAUCUAAUGUUCUUAAUUGGUUAAAAACUAAAGGAACACAACGUGUUGUAGUAAAAGAUUCUCUUGGAUUUAAUCCUCAAAUUACUGUAAAUGGUGAAAAGGUUAUAUAA